This is a messenger RNA of Haemonchus placei, 711 nucleotides long. NCBI's taxonomy places the organism in Eukaryota, Metazoa, Nematoda, Chromadorea, Rhabditida, Trichostrongylidae. The record is from the annotation of a GenBank genome assembly.
AUGAAGAGUCCUAUCUUGCCAGCUAACAGUCUACAGUCACAGAAGGCAGUCUAUACUGCCGCGGCCGAUUUAGACGCACGACAGUACAAUAUGUCAACCAUCGUGACAGUGGGUAACAAUACAAAAGCACGUGAAGCAUUCACUGAAAGAGGAAACCCAAUGUAUAACGAAGAACCCGAAACAAAUACGAUAAGUGAGGCAGACGGUAAAAUCUAUCCCUUAUGGGUGAGAUGUGCAGCCGAAUUCCUUGGCGUGAUGAUGUUCGUAUUUGUAGGAUCUUGUCAGGGUCUGACGACUUAUGACGGAGUGCUUCAUGCAGCAUUCACUCAUGGAUUCUGUAUUUUUGUUAAUGUGGCAACGUUUGCACAUAUUAGUGGAGCCCAUGUGAAUCCUGCUGUCACUGUGGGAAUAGCAGCAGCACGUAAAAUUUCACCGCUCGAAGCAUUGUUCUACAUCAUAUCGCAAAUGUGUGGGGCAGUUGUCGGAGGACUGUGGGUUCGGAGUGUUCUGUCCUACCCCCAGUAUGUGGCCAUUCAAGGAGGCGCUACACUGUGUGCACCUCAAACUGCAUGGUAUCAGGGGCUCAUUGCUGAAGCGUUAUGUACAUACUUCCUGAUGCAAACGAUAUUCAUGACAGCCGUAGACGGAACAACCGUGCUUGCACCACUUGCAAUCGGUUCCACAGUUCUCAUGGAUAUUAUGGCAGCGUGA